Molecule: messenger RNA, 1190 nt
Organism: Branchiostoma belcheri (Belcher's lancelet)
Lineage: Eukaryota; Metazoa; Chordata; Leptocardii; Amphioxiformes; Branchiostomatidae
Product: AN1-type zinc finger protein 2A-like
Exons: 7
Coding region: 57-947 (296 amino acids)
Biological process (GO): proteasome-mediated ubiquitin-dependent protein catabolic process; protein targeting to ER
Cellular component (GO): endoplasmic reticulum; cytoplasm
Molecular function (GO): zinc ion binding
Source: RefSeq, a predicted model, not a curated record
GGAAGCCCGAGGAUAUAAAUGCGCAUGCGUAGAAGGUCGUCAGAUCAAGAUUCAAGAUGGCGGAGUUUCCGGACCUUGGUGCUCACUGCUCCGAGACUUUCUGCAAGCAACUGGAUUUCCUUCCAAUGAAAUGUGAUUGCUGUGAGAAGAUUUUUUGUAAAGACCACAUCUUGUAUCGGCAACACAACUGUGAGUCUUCCUACAAGAAGGACGUGCAGGUUCCGGUAUGCCCCCUGUGUAACGCCCCCAUCCCGGUGAAGAGGGGGGAGCUGCCUGACAUCAGGGUGGGGGAGCACAUCGACAGGGACUGUAAGUCUGACAAGGCGGAACAGAGGAGGAAGAAGAUCUACACCAACAGGUGUAACGUCAAGGGAUGUAAGCAGAAGGAGUUGAUACCUGUAGUGUGUGAUUCCUGUCGGAAGAACUUCUGUCUGAAGCACCGUCACACGACAGACCAUGACUGUAAAGGUUACCAGGACUCAGGCAGGGCAGUCUCUAAUGCUGGGGCUGCUGCCAUUCUGAGAAAUAAAGGGUCUAACAAACCCAGCAGUGCUGCUCGGUCCUCGGGCACUGCAGCUUCCAGACCAUCUAACAAACCACAGCAGACCAUGAUGUCUUCCACUGGCAGGGAACUGGACAGAGAGAGAAGGGAGCGCGAGGCCCAGCGGAGGUUACAGCAGACAGGAGGCAGACAGCAGACCAGGGCAAACGUAGGAGCAGCACAGGCCCUACAGGCUGGGCUGUCUGAGGAUGAAGCCAUGGCACUGGCCCUCCAGCAGUCACUAGCUGACGAGCAGGCUAAAAGCCAGCAGAAACCUAUGACCCAGCAAGAGCAGGAUGAUCUAGCCUUAGCCCAGGCACUAGCCGCAAGCGAGCAGGAGGCCCUCAGUCAACAGCAGAGGGGCAGACAGGGGAAUCAAGACAAAAACAGCUGUGCAGUCUCUUAACAACACUUCAUAUAUGUGCCUCUAUAUGUACAUAGACUUCUUGCUCCAAAAUAGCAGAUGUAAGAUAUAGUAUUCAACUGUGUUCAUAAAGUAUUGUUCAUGUCUAUCUGUGUUGCUAAAUUGAAUUGUUGAAGGGCAAACUGACCAACUUUAAUUUAAUGUUUGGUUUUGAAAGUUCAGUUAGUAAAUGAUGUGAUUAAUAUGUGUAAAGCUGCCAAUUUUAAUGUAUCACCAAAGAACAUG